This is a messenger RNA of Rhododendron vialii, 1359 nucleotides long. Its product is annotated as protein ALF. Gene Ontology annotation, molecular function: DNA binding. Gene Ontology annotation, biological process: regulation of DNA-templated transcription. The coding region runs from base 44 to 1237 and encodes 397 amino acids. Lineage: Eukaryota; Viridiplantae; Streptophyta; Magnoliopsida; Ericales; Ericaceae. The record is from RefSeq and is a predicted model, not a curated record. The transcript has 3 exons.
UGUUCAGUGUUCUCACUUUCAUAUGAACAAGUCGUUCUGAUCGAUGGAUCCAGACGCAUUCUUGUUCAAGUGGGACCCACGGGGCGCUCUGCCUCCGCCGCAGCCCAACCGGCUGCUGGAGGCGGUGAUGCCGCCGCAGCCGGCUGCGUACGCAGUGCGGCCGCCGAGGGAGAUGGGAGGGCUGGAGGAGCUGUUCCAGGCGUACGGCGUGAGGUACUACACGGCGGCGAGGAUGGCCGAGAUGGGGUUCACGGUGAACACGCUGCUGGACAUGAAGGAAGACGAGCUGGACGACAUGAUGAACAGCCUGUCCCAGAUUUUCAGGUGGGAGUUGCUCGUGGGGGAGAGGUACGGGAUUAAAGCCGCGGUCAGGGCGGAGAGGAGGCGGUUGGAGGAGGAGGAGUUGCGGCGUCGCCACCUACUGUCCGGUGAUACUACGCAUGCUCUUGACGCACUCUCGCAGGAAGGAUUAUCGGAGGAGCCGGUUCAACAGAUAGAGGCGGCAGGAAGUGGCGGAGGUACCGGUGGAGCACCACCGUGGGAGGUGGUGCCAGCGGCGGGUGGCAAGAAGAAACAACAGCGGCGCAAGAAGGUGCAGGCGAGGAUGGCGUCGUUCGGGGGGCCCGACGACGUCAGGACCCAGGGAGCCAACGAGGACGAGGACGAGGACGACGACAACGGCGGAGGCGGCAGCGAUCACAGGCAGCGGGAGCACCCGUUCAUCGUGACGGAGCCCGGGGAGGUGGCGCGCGGCAAGAAGAACGGCCUCGAUUACCUGUUCCACCUGUACGAGCAGUGCCGCGAUUUCCUGAUCCAGGUCCAGAGCGUUGCCAAGGAGCGCGGUGAAAAAUGCCCCACCAAGGUGACAAACCAGGUGUUCAGGUACGCAAAGAAUGCAGGAGCGAGCUACAUCAACAAGCCCAAGAUGCGGCACUACGUGCACUGCUACGCCCUGCACUGCCUCGACGAGGAGGCGUCCGACGUCCUGAGGCGAGCUUUCAAGGAGAAAGGAGAGAACGUCGGGGCUUGGAGGCAGGCUUGCUACAAGCCUCUCGUGGACAUCGCUGCACAACAAGGGUGGGACAUCGACGCCAUUUUCAACGCGCAUCCCCGGCUAUCCGUGUGGUACGUUCCCACCAAGCUCCGCCAGCUCUGCCACGCCGAGCGCAGUGGCGCCGUGGCAGUGGUUGCUUCUAGUUCCGCGUCGGGUGGGGUUGAGCACCAUCUGCCCUUCUGAAGUUAUAUUGCACUAAUGUUCUAGUGUAGCAUUUCAAGACUCUUGUGCAUGAUCACCGAACGAAUGAGAUAACCUAUUGUGUGGUGUUUUGAUUCUAAUAGGCAACAUCAGUAAUUUUGGGU